AAGUGUUUGGUUACUUUGUCAGUUCUUAUAUUCACUCUCAGAUUCGAGAGAGAGAGAGAGAGAGAGAUGACGGUAGCAGCAGGAAUCGGGUACGCUCUGAUAGCGUUAGGACCGUCUCUCUCCCUCUUCAUUUCCGUAAUUUCCAAAAAGCCCUUCUUGAUUCUCACCGUUCUCUCCAGCACGCUUUUGUGGCUAAUAAGUUUGAUUGUGCUGUCUGGAAUAUGGAGGGGUUUUUUGCCCCUGCAUAGUACAGCAUGGUGGCCUUACGGAAUACUUAUACUCUCAUCUGUUGCUUUUCAAGAAGGGCUCAGGCUUUUCUUUUGGAAAAUAUAUAAGAGGUUGGAAGAUAUGUUAGAUGCUUUUGCCGACAGAGUAUCAAAACCACAUCUUUUCUUAACAGAUAAGAUGCUGAUUGCUCUGGCUGGUGGUUUAGGUCAUGGUGCGGCCCAUGCCGUGUUCUUCUGCAUCAGCCUUUUGACUCCUUCAUUUGGUCCUGCUACAUAUUUCAUUGACAGGUGUUCACAGGUUCCAUUUUUCCUUCUUUCUGCAAUUAUUGCUCUUGCAUUUGUCACAAUCCACACUUUCUCAAUGGUCAUUGCAUUUAAUGGGUACGCUGAGGGGAACAAAGUGGACCAAUAUUUUGUUCCCAUUGUUCACGUUGUUGCAGGAAUGGUGACUUUGGUAAAUUUGGCACCUGGGGGUUGCAAUGUUGGCAUUCCUCUCCUUUAUUUCAUUGCAAUUUUGACUUUGAUUCAUUGUGGGAGGAUGGUUUGGAGAAGAUUGACAGAAAACCAUAUCAGGCCGGGCCACUCAUAGUGUUAAUCUUUGUAAAAUGUCUUGUCUGUAUAGUUGCUUCAGUCCUCACCAUUCCAAUUGGAAUACGGAAAGAUACCAGUUGUUAUAUUGCAUGACAAGUGUUUCCUUGACGUCAUGCUUCCAUUUUCUUGCAAUGGGUUACUAUGUGGGGCCUCAAGUCAACUUCAUUUUGUAUUUUCUAGUUUCAUUUUCUUACAUAAAUUGGGCAUAUUACGCCCCACUUGUUGAAAUUUCGUUUUAUGUCGCAUGAUCGUCUUUGAAUUUUAAAAUGAAUAGUCUGAUAUGUUACAUUGUACUCCAUUGAGUGAAGAAUCACACUAGGUGCUAAGAGGAGUAUAAGGGCUCUCAGAUGAACAUCCAUAAGGCUUUGAAGAAUAAUCACAGUAAAAGUCACACUUGAUGCAAAGAUGAGUGGAGUUGUUCUUAGAUAUGAACAUCUAUAUAUAUAAUAAGACCCUGACCCUGUGCUCU
Gastrolobium bilobum is the source of this 1287-nucleotide messenger RNA. Its product is annotated as gamma-secretase subunit APH1-like. The transcript has 6 exons. Gene Ontology annotation, biological process: protein processing; positive regulation of catalytic activity. The record is from RefSeq and is a predicted model, not a curated record. Gene Ontology annotation, molecular function: protein-macromolecule adaptor activity. Gene Ontology annotation, cellular component: gamma-secretase complex; membrane; endoplasmic reticulum. The coding region runs from base 67 to 816 and encodes 249 amino acids. Lineage: Eukaryota; Viridiplantae; Streptophyta; Magnoliopsida; Fabales; Fabaceae.